AAGGCAUUCGACCUCCUUCUCUGGCCCUACCUAUACUCAGUGCUCAGACACCUAGGGUUCCCGAACAAGUUCCUCAGUGUCCUGGCUGCACUCUACAAGAGACCAACAGGACAGCUCCUCUUACCCAACAUGGAAGCUCAAACAUUCAUGAUUGCAAACAUUCAUGAUUGUCCCCUGUCACCCCUGCUCUUUGCAAUCUCACUUGAACCACUACUUCAGGCCAUACGCCGCCACCCAGACAUCCAAGGGGUUCAGAUCCGGCAAGAAACUUAUAAGUGCGGACGACGUCCUACUGACCCUAGCAGACCCCAUACAAUCGCUACACACUACGCUGACACUGAUCAACGACUAUACCA
Molecule: messenger RNA, 356 nt
Organism: Pelobates cultripes (western spadefoot toad)
Lineage: Eukaryota; Metazoa; Chordata; Amphibia; Anura; Pelobatidae
Source: the annotation of a GenBank genome assembly